Molecule: messenger RNA, 1080 nt
Organism: Nerophis lumbriciformis (worm pipefish)
Lineage: Eukaryota; Metazoa; Chordata; Actinopteri; Syngnathiformes; Syngnathidae
Source: RefSeq, a predicted model, not a curated record
AUGUGGUGGAGUCGGGUGGCACUGCGUCAUCUUCAUCGGGCUACUGCCAAGCCGUUGAUUCUCACAAGGGCUCCAGUCGGCUUCACACAGAGCAACAUGUCAACACUGCCACGGGUGUACGUCACACGCCAGAUCCCACCAGAGGGCCUGAGGAUCCUCCACGAAUCUGGACAAGUACAGUUUGAGCUGUGGGACUCUGAUGAUGUUCCAGUACCGAGGAAGGAGCUUCUCCAGAAGGUCAAAGGUGUUGAUGCCCUUCUUUGUGUACUGACUGAGAAGAUUGAUGCCGAACUGUUGGAUGCUGCAGGUCCCAACCUCAAGGUCCUCAGCACCAUGUCCGUGGGGUUUGACCACCUAUCCCUGGAGGAGCUGAAGAAAAGAGGAAUCCGUGUGGGUUACACGCCUGACGUUUUGACAGACGCUGUAGCUGAACUGACUGUAGCUCUGCUGUUGGCAACUUCCAGAAGGCUCAUUGAGGCAACACACGAAGCCAAGACUGGAGGUUGGGGGACUUGGAGAACUCUGUGGCUGUGUGGACAUGAACUAGCCAACAGCACAGUUGGUAUUUUAGGCUUGGGAAGGAUUGGUGUGGCUAUCGCUGAGCGCUUGGCUCCCUUUAAAGUGAAAAAGUUUAUCUACACAGACAUGGCCCCUCGGCCUGAAUUGGCAAGUGACAUCAAUGCAGAAUAUGUGUCUUUUGAUGAGCUUGCAAAGCAAUCAGAUUUCCUGUUAGCGUGUUGUGCGCUGACCCCUGAAACACAUAUGAUCUGCAACAAAAAUCUUUUCUCCAAGAUGAAAACAAACUCCAUCUUUAUCAACACAAGCAGAGGUGGCGUGGUUAAUCAAGAGGACCUGUAUGAGGCACUGGCCUCUAACCAAAUUGCAGGUGCAGGAUUAGACGUGACUGUACCUGAGCCUCUACCCACUGAUCAUCCAUUGUUUACCCUCAAAAACUGCGUGAUUCUGCCACACAUCGCCAGUGCCUCCUACAGCACCCGCAACGCCAUGUCCAGUCUAGCAGCAAACAACCUCCUGCUCGGCCUCCGCGAUAAACCAAUGAUAAAAGAGCUCAAACUGUAA